Molecule: messenger RNA, 531 nt
Organism: Guyanagaster necrorhizus
Lineage: Eukaryota; Fungi; Basidiomycota; Agaricomycetes; Agaricales; Physalacriaceae
Exons: 2
Coding region: 84-398 (104 amino acids)
Source: RefSeq, a predicted model, not a curated record
UCUCGACUCCAGCUCUGGGCUACAGCUGCAUACCCGAUGCCCUUUAUCAAACCUUUCCCAAUCGCGACUAUUGCCACAAUUCCAUGAAGAUAAUUCCCGUGGGUGCCUUGUUCCCAUCGUAUGUGGGUGCUUUCCUUAAUUUAGUUUCUUCAAACCGCCAUGUUUCUCAUGCAUCACAUCCCCUCACGUGUUGUAACUACCGGUUUCAUUCACGUCUUCACUUAACGUCAUUGUUAGGUCGGAAAUUCCUAGGAACUAUAUCUGCUGAGUGUCGACGGACUAGCUGGGCCUUGUCGAACCCGUGUAACAUAGACAUGUGGAUGGUGGGUUUGCAAAAAUUCCAGUCAUGGGGUUUUGUGUACACCGAGUUGACGACCAAACAUUCUGGGCGUCAGUAAGAUUCUCCUUAACUGGGCGUUCUCGCCAUCCGCCGGAGAGUACUACAAGGAACGAUGGUCAGAGUUACUUGUUGGGAAACUGUUCAUCUGCCACCAUAAUACAUAAUAUUGGUAUAUAAGCUCAGCAUACGCA